AUGUACAUCAGAGCUUUAUCUACUUAUCCACUUUUUUACUGCUUGUUAUAUCAACAAAUAAAUAAACAUUUUUUAAUAUUUUUCUGUGUUGUAGAUUUAUUACACGAAUCUUCUGAUGUUCCAUUGGCAUCCAGUUCUGGUACAACAUUGAUUCCUACACCACAAGAUGAAGUUUUAGCUUCUACUUCAAUACAAAAACCAACAUCAUGUAUAGAUAAAAUCACACAGCCAAAAGCACCCGUUUGGUUUCAACAAUUUGAAGGUUUAAAAAAUAAACAACUUGAUGCAAUUAAUAAAAAUGCAACACAACUUAAUGAUCGAUUUGACAAAUUAGAAAAAAGAGAAGAAGCCAUGUUGCUGAUACAGGAACAACUUGUAAGCAAGUUGAGUGAAGCCAACAAAAUAGAAUUACAAAAGUUGGAACUUUUUAAACAAAUGUUUAAUCUAGGUUAA
Molecule: messenger RNA, 453 nt
Organism: Macrosiphum euphorbiae (potato aphid)
Lineage: Eukaryota; Metazoa; Arthropoda; Insecta; Hemiptera; Aphididae
Source: the annotation of a GenBank genome assembly